Trichomonas vaginalis G3 is the source of this 675-nucleotide messenger RNA. RefSeq names its product 8-oxo-dGTP phosphohydrolase protein. Gene Ontology annotation, cellular component: membrane. The record is from RefSeq and is a predicted model, not a curated record. Gene Ontology annotation, biological process: nucleoside diphosphate catabolic process. Bases 1 to 675 code for a protein of 224 amino acids. The transcript has a single exon. NCBI's taxonomy places the organism in Eukaryota, Parabasalia, Trichomonadida, Trichomonadidae. Gene Ontology annotation, molecular function: nucleoside diphosphate phosphatase activity.
AUGUUACUUUUUCUCUCUUCAUUAGCUCUUGCAAAAAACAUUAUAAUCAUUGAUGCGGGAAGUACAGGAAGUAGAUUGUAUAUUUAUACAUACGAUGACAUCUACAAUCUGUCAUCCUACGAUCAAAUUCGCGAUUCAGACGGGAAACCAGUUUCUAUUAAGUCUUCAAUACCAUUAUCCGACACAUUAAAUAAUGAAUCUAAACUCGUCGAAUACUUCGAUGUUUUGCUCGAUAAAGGAUCCCAUAAUUACAUCGAAAAGACGAUGAGAUCAACAACUCCGCUUUAUUUGUUUGCCUCUGGUGGGUUAAAUUAUAUUGAGAGCGAAAAGGCUAGAAAAACCGUAAUGAAUGACGCAUUCCAAUACGUAAAUCAAAAGUAUCGUUAUCUUGUGAAAGACAACUACUUCCAAAUUGUUACUGGCAAGGAAGAAGCUGAGUUCGCAUGGAUUGCAGCUAAUCAUUUUCUUGGUGGCUUUGAUUCAAAUAAUAUCAUGGGCGUAGCCGAAAUUGGAGGCACACACGCACAGAUUGCCUUUGGUGUAUCUAAACCAUCCUCUGAUGCAAAGAAGUAUGUCGAGUCAAUCUCAGUAAAUAAGAAGAAAUACAAAGUUUUUAGGAACUCAUGGAAAACUAUGGAGAUGUUGAUGUCGAAAAAUCAAUUCUUCAGCAUUUAA